ACAGCCAGAAUGGGAAAGAUCAUAUUUUAUGAAGACAGGAACUUUCAGGGGCGUCACUAUGAGUGUGCCAAUGAUUCUGCUGAUUUGCAUUCAUACUUCAGUCGUUGCAAUUCUAUUCGAGUUGAAAGUGGGUGCUGGAUGAUCUAUGAGCACCCUAAUUAUGGAGGGUACCAGUACUUUCUGAGUAGGGGUGACUACCCUGAGUACCAGCGCUGGAUGGGAUUGAAUGACUGCAUCCGUUCAUGCCGCCUGAUUCCACAACACAGAGGUUCAUAUCGACUAAGAGUCUAUGAGAAGCCUGAAUUUGGAGGCCAGAUGAUGGAGUUCACAGACGACUGCCCAUCUGUCUAUGAUCGAUUCCGUUACCAGGACAUCCACUCCUGCAGUGUAAUGGAUGGUUACUGGCUCUUCUACGAGCAGCCUAGCUACAGGGGAAGGCAGUACUUCCUGAGACCUGGCGAGUAUCGGAAGUUCAGUGAUUGGGGUGCCACAAGCCCUAGAGUCAGCUCCUUUAAGCGUAUCACAGAGUUCUUUUAA
Molecule: messenger RNA, 537 nt
Organism: Protopterus annectens (West African lungfish)
Lineage: Eukaryota; Metazoa; Chordata; Ceratodontiformes; Protopteridae
Product: gamma-crystallin M2-like
Exons: 3
Coding region: 10-537 (175 amino acids)
Biological process (GO): lens development in camera-type eye; visual perception
Molecular function (GO): structural constituent of eye lens
Source: RefSeq, a predicted model, not a curated record